UUAGGGUUGUCGACAGAAAGGCAGUCCGACCUGGGGACAUUUAUGGUCCCCUCCCCAGAUGGGGACUCCGAGUCUGGUGUGGGAGUCGCCAUGAUGAUUUUAAAAUUUUUGAGUGAAGGGUGUGUGUGUUAUUAGGUGCUUGUAGUUUUGUGUGGAGGAAGAGAGUUGUCUUUAGAGGGCAGGCUGUGACUGCCCCCUUGUGUUGUGAGACACAAAGGGAAACAUUCAGUGAGGUCACAGCUGGGUUUAAUGAUAAGUUCACAGCACCCCCUGAACAGUGUUUUAGACCUCACUGGGAGUAAUGGUAAUUACACUGUAUACACUGGCCAAAUAAGUGCCUCUGACCAGCUGAGUCAACAUAACUAUGUGAGGAGGGAGAGAAGCAGUUGUGUCUGUUCUCCAUUUUCUUGAAGUGAGUUAUGUAGAAUUUUCAGUCAUGCAUUUUCGUAACACUAUUAUCUUGUUAUAUUUUACAGGUCAUUUCCAAAAUGCUUGGUGAGGUGGAGCGAAGUGCAGAAGGAUCCCAAGAGAACCUCGAGGAAGUUGUGCGACCUAGAAGGCUUUCAACUGAUACAGAAUAUCAGGAAAAUGAGAACUCAGAUGAGGAACAAGUGGAAGGAGAAAAUAGUUUCUGUGCAGUGCCUGUGGACCAUCCUGUGGAGAUACCUCAUGACCGCAAACUGCUCUCUCACAAAUUCUUGUUGAGUAUAAUAUUUUCACGUUGCCGGGAUAGUGCUGCCUCUGUGCGCUCCAAGGCACUUACACUUCUUGCUGAGUGCACUCUGUCCACCAACCGCACUAUUAUGCUGGCAAUGCAGCAAAUAUUUGUCAAUAAUAAGUCCCUUAUGUUUACCACACCUCAUAUUACUAGUAACAACAUUAACCUUGAGUCACCAGUUCAAGAGAAUGAGGAGGUUGAGGAGGAGGAACUGAAAUUUCCAAAUGCAUCACUGGUUGUGUCAAUGUUGCGUCGUCGUGCUCUUGAUGACAAAGUGACUGUGCGCAAGUCAGCACUUCAAGUACUAGAAAAUCUCAUGAAACUCCACAAUGAUAUGCUCACCCAUCAAAAUCUUGCGGUGCCUUCAGAAGUUACGUGCGGAGCAAGCACGAGGCUGGAUGGUGGUUCCUCUGUGGCCGUCCCAGUUUUGGAUGGGCAUGCUGCUCCAGUUGCUAAUAGACUUCCCACGUUUGAUAACGAACAGGAGGAAUGUUCUAACACACCCGUCCACAACAGAUCCACACCCCAUCAUGUCUCACACGAGGCUCAUGGCAUGCCUUCUGUCAGGGAAAACUUGCAGAAACGAGGAGUUUCGCCGGCUGCUGCGGACAUCAUACUUGCCUCCUGGAAACCAGGUACUGAGAGGCAAUACCGCCCACAUGUCCAGAGGUGGUCGUUGUUUUGUGGUAGACGGAAUGUCGAUCCCACUUCUCCAACUGUAAGUCACAUUGUAAAUUUUUUGACGGAAACCUUUGACAGGGGUGUGGGUUAUGAGUGUGUGAACACUGCGAGGGGUGCCCUGUCUUCUCUCGGCAUUGUGGUGGACGGAUGCAGGGCAGGAAAUCACCCUUUGGUCAUCCGAUUCAUGAGAGGGGUUUUCAAUCUUAGAACUCCUCAGCCCAGGUACACUGACACUUGGGACGUCCAACCUGUCUUAGAGCAACUAAGGUCCAUGUUUCCCUUACAAGCAUUAACCCUUAAAGAAUUAAAGCUAAAAUUGGUUAUGAUGAUGGCCUUAACUCAAGCUGCCAGAAUUCAAACUUUACAACUACUGUUAAUCAGAGACAUGCUCAUUAAUGAACACUCCAUUUCAGUACAGUUGGGGGGCACUCUUAAACAAUCCAGACCAAAUUUUAAUAUCAACAGGGUCACAUUCCAUCGUUACCCUAAGGAUCCACGAUUAUGUGUCUGUAGCACUCUCCUGAGGUACAUUGAUGUGACUAAAGAGCUUAGACAGGAUGAGAUGCACACUGAUGCCAGGCUCCUCAUUAACUUCAUAAAACCCCACAAAUCAGUUUCCAAAGACACUAUUGCCCGUUGGGUCAGGACCAUUCUCCGCAUGUCCGGCAUAGACAUCUCAAAGUUUUCCGCUGGUAGUGUGCGGCCAGCAGCAGCUUCAAAAGCUGGAGUGGCGGCUGUCCCUGUCGCAUGCAUUAUGGCUAAGGCGGGCUGGUCUAGGGAAUCUACCUUUGCAAAAUAUUAUAAUAAGAACAUUGUGGCUGCUUCUGACCUCUUUCAGGAUGCAGUGCUAGAAUAAGACAUGAUUUGGGUUUGUUGCUGCACUCCAGUGUUGCAGUACACGGAUAUUUUAAGUAUUUAGUAUUUAGUACCUUAGGUUUACCUUAUGAUGUGAACUGUUACCAUAUUUCAACAUUGUUUGUAGAUUGGAUUAAGUUGGAUGCAAUGUACCUUAUUUUAUGCACCAAUUGUAUGAUUGUCUCAUGUACAAGAUCCUUCCAUGGAAUAAUAGUUAUAGUACUAUUUCU
Messenger RNA from Scylla paramamosain (green mud crab), 2484 nucleotides. RefSeq names its product condensin-2 complex subunit D3-like. The transcript is spliced from 2 exons. Gene Ontology annotation, cellular component: condensed chromosome, centromeric region; condensin complex. Bases 489 to 2255 code for a protein of 588 amino acids. NCBI's taxonomy places the organism in Eukaryota, Metazoa, Arthropoda, Malacostraca, Decapoda, Portunidae. Gene Ontology annotation, biological process: DNA integration; DNA recombination; meiotic chromosome condensation. Gene Ontology annotation, molecular function: histone binding; DNA binding. The record is from RefSeq and is a predicted model, not a curated record.